Molecule: messenger RNA, 1998 nt
Organism: Symbiodinium natans
Lineage: Eukaryota; Dinophyceae; Suessiales; Symbiodiniaceae
Source: the annotation of a GenBank genome assembly
AUGCUAGCUCUUCCCUCGCUGCCCCAUGCAACUUCACCGUCCAUCUCUGGAAUCUCUAUUCACACGGAGCGUCUGGAUGCAACACGUGCAGAAGCCGUACCCUCUUGCAGAAGCAUUUGUGCGGCCGUGCUCGUGUUGGGCACGGCUUGCGUGGGCAGAGGCACCAGUCGCAAGAGCCGUGCGCAGUGCGACAGAAAGUCUUCUGCAACAGACAGCCGGCUGCCAUUGACUGAGCAGUCGCCUGUUUCAGAGCCUUCGUCCAAGCGUUACCUGUUGCGUGCCCGGCAGCAUCCCCAUGAUCCUCAAAGCAUUAAGCAGGACUUUUUGGAGUCCGUCGCAGAUAAAGGACUGCAGCUAUAUGCAAAGCAAGCAGAAGCAAUCGAUGCGGUUUUCGGAGACACUCAUGUUGUAUUGAGCACGCCGACUGGCAGUGGCAAGUCUCUGGUUGCUGCGGCCAUGCUGUUCCGGGCGAUUGCUGAGGGCAAGAAGGCCUAUUUUACGUGCCCGAUUAAAGCCCUUGUGAGUGAGAAGUUCUUUUCCUUGUGCCAUGAUUUUGGUCCGCAGCUGGUUGGGAUGGCAACAGGUGAUGUCUCCAUUAAUCCAACAGCGCCAGUUUUGUGCUGCACUGCUGAAGUUCUAGCGAAUGUGGCCCUGCGAGAUGGUCCAGCUGCAGGCCUUGCAUAUGCUGUCAUGGAUGAGUUCCAUUUCUUUGAUGACAAGAGCCGCGGCUAUGCUUGGGAAGUUCCUCUCUUCAGGCUGCCUCAUGUUACAUUUUUACUAAUGUCUGCGACAAUGGGGAGCAACCAGGCGUUGUACUCGAACCUGUCGGCAUACUCGGGGCGUGAGGUGCAGACGAUAACAUCUACUGAUCGCCCGGUUCCCCUCGAUUGGUCUUAUCUGUUCAAGACGGCAAAAGAUGCCAUUAAUGACCUAGUCGGCUCAGGACGCACCCCUGUGUAUGCUGUUUGCUUUACUCAACAGGACGCUGCUACAUUAGCGCAAUCACUGGUGUGCAAAGAACUGGCACCAAGCGAGCAGGAGAAGCAAGUACUCGCAGAGGAGUGCAAAAGCUUGGAGUUCGAUACGCCGUAUGGUGAUAGAUUGAGGCAGCUUCUUGUUAAUGGCAUCGGACUUCACCACGCCGGCUUGCUUCCGAAAUACCGACGCCUGGUGGAGAGGAUGGCUCAAUCAGGAUUGCUCACUUGCAUAUGUGGUACUGACACACUCGGAGUUGGCGUCAAUGUGCCCAUCCGAAGCGUGUUGUUCACCCAGCUUUGCAAGUACAACGGCGAGACCACUGUUCUCGUGACCCCACGACAGUUCCACCAGAUUGCAGGAAGGGCUGGGAGGAGAGGAUAUGACACCCAAGGCAGCGUAGUUGCAAUCCCACCCGCGCACGAAGUAUACAACCGCAAGCUGCAAGCAGAGAUAGAGUCUGCCGAGAACAAGAAGGAGCGCGAGCGGCUGAAGAAGAGACGUCGGUCUCCAAAGUUUAACUUCGUCGAGUGGGAUGAGAAAACGUUUUGCGAUCUGCGAACGUCAGCCCCUUCGCCACUGAUGUCCCGCUUCCAGCUUAGCCAAGGCCACGUUUUGAGUCUGUUGCAGGGAGCGCAGCAGCACAGUCGGGAUGGAAUGGCUGAAGUGCACGAGCUCAUCUCCUUAUCCUUAUGUGGCAAGAAAGAUAAGCAGCAUUGGGCUCAGCAAGUGCAUCAGUACACAGAAGCACUGUCUAGUGCUGGGCUUAUUCAAAGGUAUGGAGAUUUGCUCCAAGCUGACAGCACCUUACAACGAGAUUUUCUGUUAAUGGAAGAUGUGUCGCUGUUCCUAGUGGAUGUCGUGCCACUGCUACAAUGGGGCUAUGCUGGAGACAACGGGAAGCUGGCAAGAGCAAUGCUUUCAGUGGUCGAGGCCAUCUGCGAGGAACCGAAGGCCGUGGUGCGGGCCCAGGCAGAUGACAGAAGUGGCAGCAGGGAACACUUGGGAACACUCGGUGAGUAG